AAUGAAAUGAUAAUUAAUAUAAUGGUAAGUUGAUGAUUAAAGCCAACUCUUACUUUUUGAUAACAUGAAUUUGUUGAAAGACUAACACUGUGACGCUGCAUCGUGAGCUCCUUCUGAUUUCGGAAUUAUGAAGACUUGAUUGACUUCAAAACAAGUUCUUCAUGAAUGAAUGGAUAGCUGAAAGAACCAUUGAAAAUCAAAACGUAGCGGGAACUUGCUUUCUUCGACUACGCGACUGUGAAUCCAUCAUGAUCAUCAAGCCGCUAUCUGAAUCAAAUUUAAGUGUUACUGCGUAUUGUGUAACUUCAGCAUAUUUUGAUAAUCAAGCAUCCUUAUCUGUAAACUUGUUGUUAGCAACAUCUGACGGUGUUUUACGUCUAAUUAAAUGUUCUACAAGUGACUACAAUCAAUCAGGUGAAGGUGAAUGGGAACAGAUUAGAAUUUAUCCAACAGGUGAACAAGUCACGAAACUACUUGCAAUAAACUCGAAUCCGUUAACAAUCAUGUGUGGACAUCAUUGUGGUGAAAUCAACUUCUAUACAAUACUAUAA
Molecule: messenger RNA, 551 nt
Organism: Trichobilharzia regenti
Lineage: Eukaryota; Metazoa; Platyhelminthes; Trematoda; Strigeidida; Schistosomatidae
Source: the annotation of a GenBank genome assembly